CACGCGAGUCUGUCUGACGCCGCCUUUCCUCCCGCAUCACAGCAUUUUCAGCUCGGGCAGAGCUCUAUCAGAUUGCUGUCAUUGCAGGAUUCAGUAAAUGUCGUGGUUGAAACGUCAAGAGUUUUGAACAUUGUGCAUUGAAAGUCAAGUGCAGCAUAGCACAACUGCGAGACUGUUUCUGUACUGAAGUAACGCUACCGCUGACUCGCGGGGAUAUGGCCAGGUCAGAGCAGAUUCUGCUUCUGGAGCCUCAACACGAGUUGAAAUUCCGAGGUCCAUUUACAGAUGUGGUGACUACGACUCUAAAGCUUGCUAACCCGACAGAUAGAAAUGUGUGCUUUAAAGUGAAAACAACUGCACCACGUCGCUACUGUGUGCGUCCAAACAGUGGAGUGAUUGAAGCUGGAACCUCAGUUAAUGUCUCUGUUAUGCUGCAGCCGUUUGACUAUGACCCCAACGAGAAGAGCAAACACAAAUUUAUGGUGCAGUCUUUAAUGGCCCCACCUGAUAUGACUGACAUGGAGGGCCUGUGGAAGGAGGCCAAACCAGAGGAACUGAUGGACUCUAAGCUGCGAUGCGUCUUUGAAAUGCCAAAUGAGAAUGAGAAAACGCAUGACAUGGACACCAGUAAGAUGAUUUCCUCUAGUUUUUUAAAAUCGGAUUCAUCCACAUUGUCCAUGAAGUUGGGGUCCAGUCUGGAUGAUGGAGAGGUGAAGAGGAUUAUGGAAGAGUGCAGAAGACUUCAGGUGGAGGUGCAGCGACUAAGAGAAGAAAACAAACAGAUUAGGCAGGAAGAUGAUUGUCUGCGUAUGAGGAAGAACACAGUUAUGGCAACUCAGCAUUCCGUACCUUCAUCUGUCAAAUUGAAGGAGGAGGGCUUGAGCAUCAGGGUCAUUGCUGCAAUUGUGUUGUUCUUUGUCAUUGGUGUCACUGUAGGGAAGUUACUUCUGUAAAGAUAAGGAAGAGAUUAGCCACAGCAUGCAUUGUGAAUGAAACAAACUUAAACAAAAUGUAUUGGAUACUGAAUAUCCAGCUGCAAUGCCAUAUCAUUUGAGUAGUGCUGGGUCACUGAAUUAUGUAACAUGAAAAGAAAAAAAUAUUCCACCUUAUGUGUGAAGAAACAAUUCCCGGAAUACAUUAACCAAGUCCCUGUAGAGACAAAAUGACAUAAUUCAGGGUAUUCACAGAACUAUUUUAGAAACAGUAGUGCUAAAAAAUUCAUACCAAGCUGUUAUUACUGCUAUACGGUCAUCUGAACUGCAGAGUUAAAUUGAGGUCAGUUAAAAGAUAUACCUGUUUUGUUUAGACAGUGCAGAAAUUGCAAGCUUAUUAUAUUUACUUACAUUUACACUAAAAGCUCUACGAAGUAUUGCAUAUCAUAUCUAUUGUACACACACACACACACACACACACACACACACAC
Messenger RNA from Ictalurus punctatus (channel catfish), 1423 nucleotides. RefSeq names its product VAMP (vesicle-associated membrane protein)-associated protein B and C (gene vapb). NCBI's taxonomy places the organism in Eukaryota, Metazoa, Chordata, Actinopteri, Siluriformes, Ictaluridae. The record is from RefSeq and is a predicted model, not a curated record. The transcript has 6 exons. Gene Ontology annotation, molecular function: FFAT motif binding. Gene Ontology annotation, cellular component: endoplasmic reticulum membrane; plasma membrane. Gene Ontology annotation, biological process: endoplasmic reticulum membrane organization. Bases 216 to 953 code for a protein of 245 amino acids.